Molecule: messenger RNA, 5397 nt
Organism: Acanthoscelides obtectus
Lineage: Eukaryota; Metazoa; Arthropoda; Insecta; Coleoptera; Chrysomelidae
Source: the annotation of a GenBank genome assembly
CUCACCGAUAUGGACGACUAGCGUAAUUAGGCUGCUUACCACUUACCUUCAUUGUUAUAGAUGAUUACAAUUCUGCAGCGAACCGUUGCGUUGUAAGCGGUGCAGUAAUUCGUGGCAAUUUGCGCUUGUGUGGUGGUAGUUUUAAGGCUGAUGAGGGAGGGUGGCUUCUCAGUCUCCACCGCUCUGCCGUAACUCCGCCCACUAAUACUCUGAUCCGACCAGCUCGCGCCCAUUCCGCCUGAAUCCCGCCCGUGCGAUGCCGCCGCGGCCAAGGUGAGGCCGCGCGAUUGGUUGGGGCGGAAGCCCCUCCCACUCUCGAUGCACGUGGCUCGCAUGUCUGCGCGGCGAUUGGUUCUCGCGUCCUGCGCGGCGCUCGCCUGCUUGUGGGCGGUGCGCGCGCUAUUAGGCGGCGCAGACGGCGAUAGAGACUACGAUGGGCCGCUAUUGGUUAGUAGGCUGGGCGCUAUACAGGAGGUAAAUAGGCAGAUGCCGUUGAUUUUCAUUGGCGGCGUGCCGAGGAGCGGUACUACGUUGAUGAGGGCUAUGCUCGAUGCACAUCCUGAUAUUAGAUGUGGUCAAGAGACACGUGUGAUACCCCGUCUGUUACAGAUGCGAUUCCACUGGAUGAAAUCCGAAAAGGAAUCGAUGCGAUUGGAACAGGCGGGCAUCACGAAGCCGGUUAUGGACGCUGCUAUUGCUGCGUUCAUGCUAGAGGUGAUAGCCCGGCAUGGUGAACCUGCGCCGAGACUGUGCAACAAGGACCCGCUCACCAUAAAGAGCGGCACAUACGUUUUGGAACUAUUUCCAAAUGCGAAGUUCAUCUUCAUGGUGAGAGAUGGCAGGGCAACAGUGCACUCCAUAAUCACUAGGAAGGUCACCAUUACUGGAUUUGACCUCACUAAUUAUAGACAAUGUAUGAAGAAGUGGAAUAGCGCAGUAGAAUCAAUGAACAAUCAAUGCAAGGAAUUGGGCCCUUCGAAGUGCCUGCGUGUGCCAUAUGAGCAAUUGGUGCUGCAUCCACGAGAAUGGAUGGACAAAGUCCUCAGGUUCUUAGAUGUCCGCUGGGAUGACUCGGUGCUUCACCAUGAAGACUUUAUAAAUAAGGGAGUAAAGCUUAGCAAGGUAGAACGUUCUAGCGACCAGGUAAUUAAGCCAGUGAACAUGGAAGCACUGGACAAAUGGGUGGGUCACAUCCCAGAGGACGUAGUUCGAGACAUGGCAGAUUUGGCACCAAUGCUGUCCGUGUUAGGUUAUGACCCAUACGCUAACCCGCCAAAGUAUGGCAACGCUGAUGACGUCGUACUACACAACACCCACGAGAUCAAAAGAAAUAGAUCCGAAUGGGACAAAAAAGCCAAAGAAAUGUUCAACAUGGAGUGGGAUGCCAACAAUAACGACCCACAAAUCGAUAGAGAAACGAGCGAAGGGCCCAACAAUGGGACGUGACGACUAGGUUGGACAUUUCAGUGGACAUUGGAUCAGUUUCAAGAGGCAGACAAUAUCUAGCUUAUAUCCACGAUUAUGUGUCAAAACAGCAGAUUGCUUAUUCAUUUUGUACUGUGUAUAGCUGUAAGGUAUGCCAUAUGUGUACAUUUGAAAUUAUUGGAAUUGCUAACAGCGUUGAUUAACGUAUCUUACCUGAAGAUAAUCAACCUAGUACUAUAUUCCCGCCGUUAAAAAAAUUAUGCGAGAUGAAAUGAAAUACCGUCAUCUAUGAGAAUUUCUCACGGGUAUGUUUAUCUUUUUAGCAUCAUAUACAGUAGCGGACACAAGUUUGGAAACAUUCUUAGUAAUUUUUAAAAAGUGCGCUAAUUUUUUAUUCUUUAUUAUUAAGGACUAUUUUUUUCUCAUAUUCACAUUAACAUUUUUUAGUCUUAACCAGUCCUUUACGAAUUUUGAGGUAUGCUUGGGGUCAUUAUCUUGCUGGAAUAUGCAUCGUAAAGGCAUUAUUUCUUCUUCAGUAAAAGGGAGCAUGUGCUUACUAAGAAUAUCUUUGUAAAGUUUUUGAUUAAUUUUCCCAACAAUUUUAACGAUUUGGACCCGUUCCAGAACUAGAAAAACAGGCCCAAACCAUGAUGUUGCCUCCACCGUGCGUAACUGUUGGCAACGGAUACUUUUUGUCGAAUCUUUUUCGUAUUGGACGUCUCACAUAUGCCAUACCGUCAGAUACAAACAAGUUAAAUUUGAUUUCAUCGCUCCAUAAAACUGUAUUCCAUUGUUGUUAUGUCCAAGUUAGGUGAGUUUUAACAAAUUCAAGCCGAGCAAUACGUUUUUUUUUAAAUGAGAGGCUUUUGCACUGGACGCCUACCAAAAUGCCCAAAAUCCACCAAGCAUCUCUGCACUGUUCUGGUUCUCGGCACCCUCUUCUACGAUUCUUUUGAAAAUCUGUGUGGCUGGAAGUCGAGGAUCUUCAUGGAACAAACGUUUAAUGAAACGAUCCAAAACAUCAUAGUUUUUUUUCGGUCUUCCGCACCUGGGCCGCGUUGCUGUUGAUACGCAUUCUUUUUACUAAUAAUUUUCGAAAUCGUCCCUUCAUUUUUAGUCUUUGAGAAAUGUCAACAUUUCUGGUACCACUUUUAAAUAAUUCAAUUACUUUGUCUCUUAAAUAUUUUGAAAACUCUUUUACUUUUGCCAUUCUCACUGAUGUUAAUAUUUACCUCACGCAAUAUCAGAGUAUCGCAGAACGAAUAAAUAUGACAAAACUGAAAAGUUUCCAAACUUUUGUCGUUACAAAAACUGUGGUAUUUAAAAAAACGCGUGUUUUUGUUUUCAGAGCUUUUGAAUAUUGAUAAGAUCAACCUUGUAUUAGUACUGGGGCCAAAGGUAGACUUUAAUAUAUUAUCUGUUCCUUCACAAUUUUAAUUUAGGUAUAUGAAAUAGUUCAUAAUAAUGUUAAUAAUUGUUUCCAAACGUUUUUCGCUACUGUAGAAAUCUACUAUGAAAAGGUUAAUGUCUGAUAGCGGGCGCUGAUGCCAACUAUAUUGACCUGAGUUGACAUCCAUACAUACCGAGCAGACCUGAGACCGUGGCUGUUUAGCUCGUUUUUGCAAAUGAAAAGGUCCUUGCAGAAAAAGCGCAAACCUAACCUAAUCAUAUUAGUACAUAAUAGAGACACAGCCAUUAAAAGAGGUGGUGGGCGGUGUACGUGCAUUAAUUAUUGUAGGGCUAACCUUGGGAGGUACUGUUUUUGAACAACAGUUACAAUAUAAUUCUAACAGGGUUAGAAUGGCGGUCUGUCUUUGGAUAUGCCUUAGUUGCAAGUUUUUUUAUGAACUCACUGGGAGGAAGAAUAUUGAGGUCUGAAUGUAGCGAAUAAUACAAAACAAACCCUGAUGGAGCGAAGCGCUAUAUGUUGGAUUACCUAUAACGCAUGCAUGUGCUUCUUAGCAGCAAAGCACCAAGCCGCACAUGGUAGGACUCAUGAUAGAUCAGUAUGAGUAAUUUAUUUGAGGUUUAUAAUCGACUGUUCCCUCUUAACAGGGGUAUAGACGUUUGAAAAUCCCUACAGCGUUGAUUUGGCCAGACAGAACAUGUGGCUUCUAGAUUAAUUUUCUGUCUAUUAUCAACCCAAAUACUUCACCACCAAUUGCCAUGGUAUGGUUCGAUCGAAUACUCUCAACUGCUUAGGUGCAGAGUGCCUACGUUUUGCUGGAAAAGCAACUUGGCUUUUUUGUGGAUCAGCUUGUAUGUUCCACAUACAGAAGUAUUCUUCCAGUUGACACACCACCGCUUGGGCGGGUAUUGACUUAACCACCAGAGCGGUGUCAUCGGCGUCUGCGUGGUGAUAAUUAUAUUGGUACAUAGGAUAUAUUUGGCGCCAUCUAUGAGCCACUAUUUUUUCAAAAUAGAUUUCUAAUUUGUGCAGAGGGGAGAAACUUAUUAGCUGUGGCAAAUUCGCAUAGAUGGCGGUACUGAUGCGAUGUUUCCCUGUUUUUUAUGGACUGAGGAAAUUGUUUGUAGUCGCAGAUAAUUGUGGAAAUUGUUUUCAAAAAGUAUAUUGAAAGACAAUACUCAUUCAAGUUUUCACAUCUCAAACUCAUAAUAUGUCAGAACAAUACAUAGUAACAUCAUAUACAGCUACGGUAUCUCAUUUCAUGUCGGAUAAUUUUUUGAACGCGGGAAUAUAGUAUUAGGUUGGUUAUCUCCAGGUAGAAUACAUAUAUCGAUGCUAAACGUAAAGAAACUAUUGUACAGUGAAAAUUCCAAUUUGAUCUUUGAAGACUUUUCAACCAGCCCAAAUAAAAACAUAAUAAUGUUCAGUGCAAUAUAUUUUUCCUGUGGUGCCAAUAUUUUUGUUAACAGUUUGGUUUAGAAAAAAAUAACACUAAUAGCUCUUAACAUCCAUGCUUAUAAUUUCGAAAUCAAACACAUUUGGUGGUUGUGACUGCAACCAUUGUGCUACUGCUUAAAAAUUAGGAUAUUUUGACCACUACCGAAAGAAAAAGAAAACUACUUUCUACUCCAGUGACUUUUUUUAAUCAUUUUUUGUUUUUCCGAAUAAGUUAUUCAGUUUAUAUGAAUCGCCUGUCUUGAUAAAUGUCUGCCUCUGAGAGAUACAAAUCCAUCAUAAACACUAAACAUUUUAAUUGUGUCUAAAUUACUUUCAUAUUUGUCCAUCUUCCCCCAAUUUUGAUGCGUGUUCAGAGGAAAAAAUACAUGGAAAAAGCAUAGUGGGACCCCCGUAAUUGUCAUUACAACUUUAAAAGUAACUUUUUAAAUAAUUGUUACCAGUAGACUGGAAGUCAUCCUCAUUGUUCAUGUUUUUUCUUUUCAAAAAUUAGUAUUUAUAUUGACUGUGAAAUUUAACUGGUGUCAUUUUUUUAAUCUAAAACACCUACCCCUAUCAAUUACGAGAUAUCAUAUGUUAUUGAUUGCUAUUUUUUCAAUAUUAUGGGACCAAUUUCCAGUGUAUUCUUAAAAAUACUAAUUGCUAAAAGUUUCAUUUUAUUUUUCUUGCGAUUGUCGUACUGUCAAUAGUCUUGAUAUGUGAUUUAGCAAAAUAUGUCAACUUGAUCCACUAUCAUGGCUUUUGUGGAGCUUGACUAUUAAAAAGUCAAAUCUUACUGAAAAUAGACAAAAUUCUCCUUCAGUUUGAGAAUUUUUGUCAGAUCAUUUUGGCUGCUAGUAGUAUCAUUUAAACGGAACGUUGUAAGAAAAGUCCAUUUGAUGGCGUUUGCGUCAUUUUUUACUUAGACAAGAACUAAGUACUUGUUAAAUUUAUUUCAAUAAGAUGACUAGUGAGAAUGCUUUGUUAUGACAUUUUUAACUUGUGAAUAGCUUUAAUGUGGGCAUUGUCAAAGAUAUCAGAGCAGAAUGUGUAAAAAUAUGAAAAAUUAGGCAUAUACAUGAAUAAUGUAAUUAUUAUAGAUUUGUUUUAAUAAAUUGUAUUGAAUUUUA